AGAGUAGGCUGCGCGUCGUGCUCGCCCGUCUUUCCUCUCGACUUCCUCCCAGAAGCGGCCGAGCCACGUGUUUCUGUUAGCAAACCCCAUUUAUUGUCUCCUCCAGAACACGGUUUUUUGUGUUUCGCUGAAACACACAACAGCACCAUGGUGAAGUUAGCGAAGGCAAAUAAUAAAGCAGCCGCACAGAAGAAAAAGGCUCCUCCACCCCCAAAAGAUGUUGAAGAGUCGAGUGAGGAAGAAGAAAGUGAGGAGGAAGAGGUUCCACCUCCCAAAGCAGCAAAAAAGGCAACUCCUGCUAAACCCGUGAAGAACGGCACUCCGGCUAAAAAGGUUGAAAGUGAAGAUGAUGAUGAUGACGACGACGACGACGACGAUGAAUCUGAGGAGGAGGCCCCGCCACCUAAAAAAACACCUGCAAAAACCCCACCUGCCAAAAAGGCUCCUGCUCAAGAAGAAGAAUCUGAUGAUGAUGACGACGACGAUGAUGAUGAGGAGUCAGAAGAAGAGGCCCCGCCCCCAAAGAAGGCAGCCAAGCCAGCAGCAAAGCCGGCUGCCAAGCCUGCUGCUAAGGCUAAAGCAGCAAAGGCUAAAGCAGCUAAAAAGGAGUCAUCUGAGGAAGAGGAUGAUGAGGAUGACGACGAGGAGGAGGCACCACCUCCCAAAAAGGCAGCCAAACCUGCUGCUAAGCCAACCCCAAAGGCAAAAGCAGCUAAGGAGUCAUCGGAGGAGGAGGAUGACGACGACGAUGAGGAAGACGAGGAAGAUGAAGAAGAAAUGGACACAACUCCGGCUCCAGCAGCUGCCAAGGCCAAGAAGGCUGGUAUGGUGAAGGCCAAGGAAGAGUCGGAGGAGGAGGAAGAUGACGACGAGGAAGAUGACGAUGAAGAGGAGGAUGAAGAAGAUGAGGAAGAGGAAGCCGCCCCCACUCCCGUGAAGAGAAAGGCAGACAAACAGAAGGAAACGCCACCUUCCAAGAAGGCCAAGACAGACGGAGAAGGCUUCUGCGUUUAUGUUGGCAACCUGAACUGCAACAAGGACUUUGACGAACUCAAAGCUGCUCUCAGGAAAUUCUUCUCUAAGAACGAGCUGGAAGUCGCUGAUGUCCGAUUGGGUGGAUCGAAGAAGUUCGGUUACGUGGACUUUGCAUCAGAGGAGGACAUGCUCAAGGCAAUUGAGCUUAGUGGCCAGAAGAUCCUCGGUCAGGAAGUGAAGCUGGACAAGGCCCGAAGCAAGGACAGCGCACAGACAGACAAGAAGGAGCGGGACGUCAGGACACUCUUCGUCAAAAACCUUCCUUUCUCGGCCACGGCUGAUGACCUGAGGGAGCUUUUUGAAGAUGCAGUUGAUGUGCGUGUCCCACCAGGACAAAACGGAUCCAACAGAGGAAUUGCCUACAUCGAGUUCAAAACUGAGGCUGAAGCUGAGAAGAUGCUGGAGGAGACGCAGGGGGCCGACGUUCAGGGGAGGUCUAUCAUGGUGGACUUUGUAGGGGAAAAAAGCCAGAAAGGAGCCAGAGUGCCAGCUGGAGGCCCUGUCAGCAAAACACUGGUGGUGAAUAACCUGUCGUUCAGCGCCACAGAGGAAGUGCUUCAGUCGACGUUUGAGAAGGCGGUGUCCAUUAGGAUCCCACAGAGAGACGGCAGACCUAAAGGGUUUGCGUUUGUCGAAUUUGAGAGCACAGACGACGCCAAGGAGGCGCUGGAGAACCUGAACAACACUGAAAUCGAAGGGCGCUCCGUCCGACUGGAGUUCAGCCAGAGCAGCGGAGGCAGAGAUGGCGGUCGAGACGGCGGCAGAGGAAACGCUGGUCCCACAAAAACCCUCUUUGUCAAGGGUCUCUCAGAGGACACGACAGAUCAGUCACUCAGGGAAGCUUUUGAGAGCGCGGUGGGAGCCAGGAUAGUCACAGACCGAGAAACUGGAUCUUCUAAAGGAUUCGGCUUUGUGGACUUUGACAACGAGGACGACUGCAAAGCUGCCAAGGAGGCCAUGGAAGACGGCGAGAUCGACGGCAGCAAAGUGACGCUCGACUACGCCAGGCCCAAAGGCGAGGGAGGCUUCAGAGGAGGACGUGGCGGCGGAGGCUUCGGCGGCCGCGGCGGCUUUGGAGGAAGAGGUGGCGGCCGCGGAGGCUUCGGUGGCCGAGGAGGCGGCAGGGGAGGACCUCGUGGUGGUGGACGUGGACGAGGAGGCUUCAGAGGUGGACGAGGUGGAGGCGGCGGCUUCGGAGUCAAGCCCCAGGGAAAGAAGAUCAAGUUUGACUAAGUUGAUCCAAUUUUUUGUCUUUUUUUUUUUUAAUUUUUUUUUUGUUUUUUUUUUUUGGAAAGGACUCUGGUUUCAUUAAUCUUCAGAGCUUUUGGACAUUCCAGAAAGCGUUGUUGAUGUAUUUAACUUGUAAAAGGGCAUUUUAGCCCUUUCUUUAGAGCCUAGAAUCCUCCGUCACCUUCCUGCGCCAGACUCGCCUCCCGUGACCUUUUCAGCUGACGUACUAUCUGAACGCCCCCAACGCAGCCCUCCUCCCCCGAGGGAGUCACGUGACAUGGCCUGGCAAACUCGUUUGCUGUGAAAACCGCUCGUUUCCUUUCUGAUACAUUGUGUAAAUUUAAAACAGUUUGUAUGAUUUACUUUUACCUUUUGUAAAAAAACAAAACCCAAUACACUUGUAUCCUUGUUUAUUUUAAUUUCCUUCUGCCGUUCUGUUGAAUUUAGCUACCAUGUUUUACUGUAAUGUGCAAAGCAUAUUUUGAUAGAUUUGAGUGUUCUCAACAAGUGGGAUGUUUGAAUGACAAGUGCUUUGUCAUGUUUGUACAGUGAGCAGUCACUGAGUUGAUUGACAAGACCUCUUAUCUAUGUAUGUUUGUAGUGAAUGAACAGUUUUGUUCUGGAAAUAUCAGUGAUUUUCACUCGGUUGAAUAAACCCUGUAGGUGGUGAUUUUUACAUUCCUA
Messenger RNA from Synchiropus splendidus (mandarinfish), 2949 nucleotides. It is a transcript of the gene nucleolin, whose product is annotated as nucleolin. The record is from RefSeq and is a predicted model, not a curated record. Gene Ontology annotation, molecular function: RNA binding. The transcript is spliced from 16 exons. NCBI's taxonomy places the organism in Eukaryota, Metazoa, Chordata, Actinopteri, Syngnathiformes, Callionymidae. The coding region runs from base 148 to 2268 and encodes 706 amino acids.